Molecule: messenger RNA, 2373 nt
Organism: Vitis riparia (riverbank grape)
Lineage: Eukaryota; Viridiplantae; Streptophyta; Magnoliopsida; Vitales; Vitaceae
Product: protein trichome birefringence-like 2
Exons: 5
Coding region: 206-2089 (627 amino acids)
Cellular component (GO): Golgi apparatus
Molecular function (GO): O-acetyltransferase activity
Source: RefSeq, a predicted model, not a curated record
AGACGGCAUCCUUGUAAUCAGACCAGGUUACGGUUUCCAGUACCCUCUUGCUAUUAGCCUUCUAGGGAAAAAAGGUCAUUUCUCCGUUUCCGUCUCCGUCUCGCAAUCGCCCUAGGUUGUCCACGUUCUUUCAAAUAUUGUUGCUGUCAUCCCACUGCCUUUACUUUCAAACCUUGCCUGUGAAGGGGUAUGCGAUUGUCCACCAAUGGAAUGGAAAAAGCUUGGGAUUUCGGAGCAGAUUCUAUCACCGAAAAGGAAAGUAGUUUCUGGUUUUGCUUUGGGCUUAGGAGCUUCACUCAUUGUUCUAACUAUUGUAUCGUUCAACACCUCUUUCAAUGUUCCAAUGUUUCGAGGGUUCAGCAAUUUUGGUGCUAGUAAUUCCUCUCUUGCUUCAUGGUCCUUUUCGUUUUCAAGUACUUCUUCUACUGCUAGUCCCACUAAUGCUACUUUAGAUUUCCACGACUCUGCGGAUUUUAAGCAGGGAACUGAGGAUGGAAGGGUUGUGGACAGCACCCCUCAAGCAAGUCUAUCAGGGAUGGUUAAAGAUGGAGAUCCUCUGGGCCCUAAUGGAGAAGGCAUUGUUUUGGAGAAGACCCACUUGGGGAAUACCUCUGAGAUGGUGAAAAAUGGGAGCUUUACUGUUGAUGGAGAUUGGAUUCCAGAAACAACGCAUGCAAAUGCCUCAGGCACUGCCACAAAGGCAAGUCUUUCGAAUUCUAAUGUGGAAGGAAUGACUUCUGAUAUGGCACUUUUGGGGAAUUCCUCUGAGAUGGUGAAUAAUGGAAGUUCCCCUGUUGAAGAAGGAACUGUCAUUGGGAAAACCGGUCUUGGAGGGAAUACCAGUGAUGGGAAAAAUUUUGUCACUGAAAAUAACAAUGUGGGGAAUUUGUCAUAUAGUGGGGAAUUUACCAAGCCUACCACUGAAGAAGAAAGCGGGACGGCCAGGAAUGAUGCAGGAAAAGCGACCACGAAUAACAAAAUUACAGCCCCUCACUACCAUUCACAACUUAAGAAAAUGCCGAACAGUUUUUAUGGGGGUUGUGAUAUAUUUGAUGGUAGAUGGGUAAGGGAUGAUUCAAAGCCAUACUAUCCUGCUGGGUCUUGUCCUUACAUCGAUAGGGAUUUCGAUUGUCACCUUAAUGGAAGGCCAGAUGAUGAUUAUUUGAAAUGGAGAUGGCAGCCGAAUGGGUGUGACAUCCCGAGUCUAAAUGCAACUGAUUUCCUGGAGAGAUUAAGAGGCAAGAAGCUCAUUUUCGUGGGAGAUUCUCUAAACAGGAACAUGUGGGAGUCUAUGGUAUGCAUUCUCCGUCAUAGUGUCGAAGACAAGAAAAGAGUUUAUGAGAUUUCUGGAAGAAUGGAAUUCAAAAAGAAGGGAUUUUAUGCUUUCAGAUUUGAGGACUAUAACUGUUCUGUGGAUUUUGUCAAUGCUCCAUUUCUUGUUCAAGAAUCAUCUUUUAAAGGUAGAAACAGAACAUUUGAGACACUAAGACUGGAUGAGAUGGACAAAUCAACUACGACAUUUCAUGAUGCUGAUAUCAUAGUCUUCAAUACAGGCCAUUGGUGGACUCAUGAGAAAACAUCUAGAGGAGAAUACUAUUACCAAGAGGGCAAUUAUGUGCACCCAAGACUGAAGGUCCUUAAAGCAUACACAAAGGCCCUUACAACUUGGGCAAGGUGGGUUGACAAGAACAUUAAUAGCAACAUGACUCAGGUUUUCUUCAGAGGAUAUUCAAUCACCCAUUUCAAAGGAGGCCAAUGGAACUCAGGAGGACAGUGUCACAAAGAAGUGGAGCCAAUCUUUAAUGAGGCUUUCAUACGAAAGUACCCUUCAAAAAUGAGAGCUCUAGAGCCUGUGCUCCAGAUGAUGAGAACACCGGUAACAUACCUAAAUGUAAGUAGGCUUACAGAUUAUCGAAAAGAUGGGCACCCUUCUAUUUACAGAAAAGAAUACAAGACAGUAGAAGAAGAGAUUGCAGCUGUGCACUCUCAGGAUUGCAGCCAUUGGUGCUUGCCUGGAGUACCAGAUACUUGGAACGAGUUACUAUAUGCAUCUCUCCUACAGAUCGGAAGAGGAUCCUGGGGAAGCUGAAGAGAUUUACACAAAGCACAUUAUGUAAUUUGUUAUUCUUUUUCUUCAUUUUUUUUUAUUUCGUGCAUAUUUUGAGCCUUUCUUAUAUUAGCUUGCAAGCUGUAUCUUGAUCCAGAUGGUGACAAGUUGAGGUUCUUGCAUUUGAGCUUGUGCAAGUGCAGGAGAUAUAGAGUCCACAAAAUCAGUUUGUAUAUUUCUCAUUUUAGCCACCAAUAGUGGAAAAUGAAGUUCAUUUACUUUCUAGUUAAAUGGAAAUCAUGAUUUGUGGUGAUAUUGCCAUUUUU